AUGAUCAGACGCACGCCUACCAUGAUUCCAAUGUCAGACGCCGAUGUCCAAGAAAUUAGAGACCUCGUCGCAGACCAAAAGUCUCGCUUUGAGGCCAAGCAAAAGACCCUCCUCGCAAUGAAAAAAGUGGCUGAGCAUCCAAUUCAGCCAAAUGAUCCAGAAACCUUGCCGUGGUUCCAGCUAUUGGUGGCUGAGAGGAAUAGACGGCUCGGUAUACCUGCCCCGAGCACAGGUAUUCGUGGGAGCGCAGGUAUUCCUGGUCCGAGUACAGGUUCUAGCGAUACAAAUGCGAGGUAA
Molecule: messenger RNA, 297 nt
Organism: Suillus fuscotomentosus
Lineage: Eukaryota; Fungi; Basidiomycota; Agaricomycetes; Boletales; Suillaceae
Exons: 2
Coding region: 1-297 (98 amino acids)
Source: RefSeq, a predicted model, not a curated record